GUGCCAAGUGCUAGUACGAUCAACCGAAUCCUACGGAACAAAGUAACGGAGACUGUCCGACCUAAAACUGAAAUACCUGAUCUCAAGCUUAAAGCUGAGCCGGAGGAGUGUCCACAACAGUCCUUCACGAUACCCCCAAACAUAAUGGGACAGGUUCCUACUAACUUCAACAGAGCCACUGAUUUCAACCCUUUCUUAGCAACAGAAGUGAGGAAGCGACCACGCAGACACAGGAGUGUCGGGGGCUGUGUUUACUCUUACAACAGAUCAGAGUCAGAUCCUUACAACCGUGUAAAGAUGGAUAGUAGUCCAACGGGAUCAUCAUUUGGAAAGAUGCACUCGCCGAGUUCAAGCUUGUCACCAGAUCAGCUUCACCCUUCCUCCAUAUCUCCACAAAGCACGGCACCCACCUCUCCUCUCCUCCCCAACCUUAUGACGUCCCCUAACACUAUGAUGACGUCACCAGCCUCAAUGAUGACGUCACCAGCCUCAAUGAUGACGUCACCAGCCUCGAUGAUGACGUCACCAGCGCCACAUGUAACGUCACCUCAGUCCCUAAUGACUUCAAGCAGCUCUCACGUGACCCCUGAAGCGCAGAUGGUGUCCUCAGCUCACGUUAUGAAUCACUCCAGUCCAGCAUUGAACCUUACAUCUCCAGGAAUAGAGCUCAACCCGAUCAGCUGCUCCUUCCCUACCAGAGAAACUCCUGACUCUCUCCUCACUGUGCUGACAAAUAGUGGAAGACAACACCCUCACCUGAGUUCUAUCCUGGGACAAAGCCCUUCCUCAAUCCCUGCCACCUCUCAAAAUGCGUCGUGUUGCUAUGGUAACGCAGGUGUAACGGGAUCAGGUGGGAGGAACAUUCAUUACAACGCAAGAGAACAGUGCUCCUCCUACUUCUACAACACCCACUCUGGGUCGUCCUCCAUCCCAUCUCACCCUAGUAACUCCCUCCCUCCUCCUUCACCCUCUCUCCCUCCUCCCGCCCCUCCCCCCAACCAACCUACCCCUCACUCAAGAGGAAGCAGCUCGUGGCUGGAGGACAAGUGGGCCUCCUCCAACCCUCCAGUAGUAGGAUGGACCCCGACCACCCCCAUCUGGGGCAACUCGCACCUCACUCCCGUGCCCCCAACUUACCAGCCCGCCUACUCGGGGGUUCCGCCCCCCUUUCAGCACGGCAUCCAGCCCCUUAUCUCCUCGCACAGACAAUCUCAGAACCUCUCAAGCGAUAUCAUCGACAAUUCGAGAGUCGCGUUCUGAGGACCUUCCUCCAAACGAGAGUGCUGGACUGCAGGUCAUACGUUUUAAUUUAUUUUUGAAAAGCAACAAUUUGAGUGGGGAUCAGCUCGAAAUUUGUUGUUUCCUAAAAAUGAAAGAGGAUGAUUGUCAAACAUUUAUCCGAUACCAUUUACUCAUACUGAUACAAUGUGAGAGAAAUGUUCAGUUCUUUUAU
Molecule: messenger RNA, 1453 nt
Organism: Bolinopsis microptera
Lineage: Eukaryota; Metazoa; Ctenophora; Tentaculata; Lobata; Bolinopsidae
Exons: 8
Source: RefSeq, a predicted model, not a curated record